Molecule: messenger RNA, 960 nt
Organism: Oryza sativa Japonica Group (Japanese rice)
Lineage: Eukaryota; Viridiplantae; Streptophyta; Magnoliopsida; Poales; Poaceae
Source: RefSeq, a predicted model, not a curated record
AUGGGAUUCAUCGAGGCAAAAUCCGACACCUCCCUAUUCAUCUAUCGCCGAGGACAGGAUACUAUUUACCUUUUGCUGUAUGUUGACGACAUCGUGCUCACAACAUCGACUGACAAGCUUCUACAUUGGACCAUCUCCUCCCUACAGUCCGAGUUCUCCAUGAAGGACCUUGGCUCACUUCACCACUUCUUGAGGGUCACAGUUGACAGGCUCCCCUCAAGCCUACUUCUCCACCAGCGGCAGUACAGUCUUGACAUCCUCGACCGUGUAGGCAUGGCCGACUGCAAACCGUGUAGCACGCCUGUUGACACCUCUUCCAAGAUGUCAGCCACAGUUGGUGCACCAGUUGCUGACCCAACUGACUUCCGGAGCUUAGCAGGUGCCCUACAGUACCUCACCUUCACGCGACCAGAUAUUGCUUAUGCCGUUCAGCAAGUGUCUCUUCACAUGCACGACCCUCGUGAGCCUCAUCUCACUGCGCUCAAGAGGAUAUUGCGGUAUGUUUGGGGCACGUUGGAUUAUGGAUUGCACAUUCAGAAGUCUCCUGUCACUGACCUAGUUGUCUACUCUGAUGCUGAUUGGGCUGGCUGUCCUGACACUCGCAAGUCAACCUCCGGUUAUGCAGUUUUUCUCGGUGAUAACCUUGUUUCUUGGUCCUCCAAGCGCCAGAACACGGUGUCCCGCUCCAGUGCAGAGGCCGAGUAUCGUGCAGUGGCAAAUGCUGUCGCCGAAGCUACCUGGCUACGACAACUACUUCAGGAACUACACACACCGCUGGCAAAAGCAACCGUUGUCUAUUGUGAUAACGUUGCUGUUGGUGCUAUUCGUGUGCUGCAUGUUCCUACUUCCUCCCAGUACGCCGACAUCUUCACCAAAGGGCUUCCAACGCCGGUCUUCCUCGAGUUCCGGUUCAGUCUCACCGUUCGUUCUCAUGACGAUGCGACUGCGGGGAGGUGUUAG